Messenger RNA from Dipodomys spectabilis (banner-tailed kangaroo rat), 2618 nucleotides. RefSeq names its product UBX domain protein 4 (gene Ubxn4). NCBI's taxonomy places the organism in Eukaryota, Metazoa, Chordata, Mammalia, Rodentia, Heteromyidae. The record is from RefSeq and is a predicted model, not a curated record. The coding region runs from base 231 to 1754 and encodes 507 amino acids. Gene Ontology annotation, molecular function: protein binding. The transcript is spliced from 13 exons.
CGACAGGCCGCAUCACGUGACGCGCGGCGUACCUUGAUAUGCGCGCGCUUGCGCGUGUCCCGGGGAACCGCUGACGGGAGUGCGCGCUUCCAAGAGGCGGAGGCGGAGGCGGGGGCCGGACCAGCCGAGGGCUGCGGGAGUCGCUGGGCCCGACGGAGUGGGAGGGUGAGGCCAGCUCCGAGACCGCGACAACGACAUUCCGAGCUAGCCCUUGAGGCCGAGUGGAGAAGAUGCUGUGGUUCCAGGGCGCCAUUCCGGCCGCCAUCGCGUCGGCUAAGAGGAGCGGCUCGGUCUUCGUGGUGUUUGUGGCAGGUGAUGAUGAACAGUCUACACAGAUGGCUGCAAGUUGGGAAGAUGAGAAAGUGACAGAAGCAUCUUCAAACAGUUUUGUUGCUAUUAAAAUUGAUACCAAAAGUGAAGCCUGUCUACAAUUUUCACAAAUCUAUCCUGUAGUAUGUAUUCCAUCCAGUUUCUUUAUUGGAGACAGUGGAAUUCCUUUGGAAGUAAUAGCAGGAAGCGUUUCGGCAGAAGAACUUGUUGCAAGAAUUCACAAAGUCCGACAGAUGCAUUUACUGAAAGGUGAAACAUCAGUGGCAAGUGGCAGCCAGUCAGAAAGUCCAAUGUCUACUUCAUUUGCCUCAUUUGAACCUAACAGCACUUCUGAAAAUUCUCAGUCAAGAAACACAGGUUGUAAGACAUCACCUACUUCUAAUACAAACCUAGAUACUGCAACAGGAGGAGAAAGUUCAAGCCAUGUUCCUGCCUCUCAAGAGAAUAAUGGUUGUUCAAAUGAGAGAUCUGCAGAGGACCUCACCGUCAGAGUGGAAAGAUUAACAAAAAAGCUUGAAGAGAGGAGAGAGGAGAAGAGGAAAGAAGAAGAACAGAGAGAGAUUAAGAAGGAAAUUGAGAGAAGAAAAACUGGAAAAGAAAUGUUGGAUUAUAAAAGAAAACAAGAAGAAGAAUUAACAAAAAGAAUGUUAGAAGAAAGAAAUAGAGAAAAGGCAGAAGACAGAGCAGCUCGAGAGCGUAUAAAACAGCAAAUUGCGAUGGAUCGUGCAGAGCGAGCUGCUCGUUUUGCAAAGACAAAAGAAGAAGUAGAGGCUGCCAAAGCUGCUGCUGCCUUGUUGUCCAAACAGGCAGAAAUGGAAAUCAAGAGGGAAUCAUAUGCACGAGAAAGAAGCACUAUUGCAAGAAUUCAAUUCCGUUUACCUGAUGGGUCUUCCUUUACAAAUCAAUUUCCUUCUGAUGCUCCACUAGAAAACGCAAGACAGUUUGCUGCACAAACUGUUGGCAAUACUUAUGGUAAUUUUUCAUUAGCAACCAUGUUUCCCAGAAGGGAAUUUACCAAAGAAGAUUACAAAAAAAAAUUACUGGAUUUGGAACUUGCUCCAAGUGCUUCAGUGGUACUAUUACCAGCAGGACGGCCAGCUACAUCUGUUGUACACUCUUCCAGUGGAGAUAUUUGGACCUUAUUGGGGACAGUACUUUAUCCAUUCCUUGCCAUCUGGAGAUUGAUUAGCAAUUUCUUGUUUAGUAAUCCUCCUGCACAGACUUCAGCAAGAGCAGCAUCACCUGAACCUUUAAACUCUGCAUCAUCUAGCAAAUCAGAAAAAAGGGAACCAGUCAGAAAAAGAGUGCUGGAGAAACGAGGAGAAGAUUUUAAAAAGGAGGGGAAGAUAUAUAGAUUGAGGACUCAAGAUGAUGGUGAAGAUGAAAACAACACUUGGAAUGGAAAUUCUACUCAGCAGAUGUAGUGCAAUAAGUACAAUAUGUCAAUAAUCAUUGUUUCUCUUACGAUUUAAUUCAACUAAAAUUCUACUGGAGAAGUGGGUCUGCAUUGUUUCCCAACUUACCUAUAAAAAAUUUCUUUAUUCCUGCUUUAUGGAUGUGGGUUAGAGUUUAACUCAGAAAAGACAAAAUGAUUGGCUGCUAGGUUCUCGCAUAUAAUAACCAACUGCUAGAAACCUAAAAAAUUAAAAGGUUUGCCACAUUCUCCAUCAGCUUUUUAAUUGUUUUCAUAGAUCUUUAGCCAUGUGCUCUCACAUGAAAUAUUUUGUUUAGAAUACUUUUGCUUUAAGACUCAUAAAUCCACACAAAGUAAAGAUAUGUCACUAAUGUGAAUCUUCGAGAAUUUUAACUAGCCAAUCAGAUAACAUAGAUUUAACUUUUUUUUUUCCUUUUCAUCAGCUGCAAGUAAUACCUUAUAGUUUUUAAACUGAAUAAAAAAUUUUCCAAAGAUCAGAAAGAUCUGUAAGCAUCUUUUGUUGUACGGGGCUCUGAUGAGAUCAUAUAUCACUGAGUUUUUUUCCCCACAGUUAUGUCCUAAAGCUAUCUCAGCAAAAUAACUGGUUACUUUUCUUUAAAAAUCGCUAAACAAUACAAGAAUAAUUUCUGGUACAUGAUGAUUCCAUAUUACUGUCUGUCUUAGAUCAGUGAGACAUUAUUUUGUUUGCAUAACUUUAAGAUCUUUGUCUUCAUCUGAUGCAAAAUGGAUGAAAACUUCUAAACUACAACUUAGUUAUUUUUCUCUCACCUUUGUACUAAAGUUUUGUACUCAGCAAUUACAGUUCUGUGACCUAAAGUACCUGUGGUAUAGAAUGAAGACACAUCUUUACUCA